AAUCUUUAAAAAAAAGUCCAGAGGCAGGCCUUCCAGGGCUGGGAUGGCAGCUCCAUGGAGUCGCCAGGGACCCAGGUUCCUUCCAGCUCUGGUCCCAUCCUAGGGUCUGCAGGGGACACUGCUGUGCUCACGGUCCAAGAUGGCACCCGCCGGCCACCCGUCGCCCCAGGCCGAGCGUGGAAAAGAGUGAAGGCAUUCCCUCGCCCCUCAGGAGACUUCCCCGACAUCCCAUCCACUUCCGUCUGCAUUUUUCUGUCUCACCGGCCAGAGUUUGGUCAUGUGGCCAAACCCAGCCACAAAGAAUGCUGAGGAAUGUACUUCUUUAGCCAGGUUCCUUGCUACACUAAAUAAAUUCAUUAUUCUGUUGCUGAUGAGGUGUGGAAGAACGGAUAUAGGGUAACAACUGAAACUUCUGCCACAGCCCUUUAGAAGUUUAAAAAAGUAGAGGCUUUAAGAUCUAAGAAAAGUAUUAAGAAAAUUCUAUAAAGAGGCCGUUUAUAAAAAUCAGUCUGUAAAAGUAGUUAACAUAGCUACAUUUAAAAAGAAUAACUGCUUAGAAAAUAGAAAGCUCACUGAGAGGAAAGACAUACAGAGAUGUGACAGAUAUAGCAGCAUCAGGAUACGUUUGGACAUUUUACAAAAUGAUGAACUUAUUUGGAGAAAUAUGGAGACAGGAAGUAUUUGGAAAAGACGGAGCAAGAACUUCCUCUCACGUCGUAAAGAUCUGAGGAAACAGCUGCGGUGGGCCGAAGCUGUGGUCCCAGGGCAGGAACAGGGCAGCGGAACUGAAGGGAGUCUAGAGACCGAGCCCGACUCAGAGCAUCAGGCUGUGGUGCGGGCGGCGUUUGCGUCCGUGGGGGAGGGAAGCGCAGGCGCAGGUACGGCUCGCCGGCCAUCUGGAGGAAAUGAAGCUAGAACAACUUCGUCCAGAUGGAAGGGAGCCAAGAGGACUGACUUCUCUUGUGGGUCUGGUUCUGGCCCAGCCGUGGGACCCUCUGGACGGUCAGCGGAUACGGCCCCGACCUGUAUCCCGAUUGUGAGAUGGGGACUGAGCACGUGGAGGUAAUCCCCAAGGAAGAAGUUUCUGAAGAACCUGAGCCACGUGUGGCGGCGUCAGAGAAACUUCCCAAGGUGGUUUGCCAGGGCCGGGAGUUUGGAGGCGCCCGGGCAGAAGACGCGGUGGAGAGGCACUUGAGAGCGUCCUUGGACGAGAGCGCGGAGCAGGUGUCUCCUCGGGGGAGAGGCCUUGUGUCGGGGCUGAUCGCCUGUAAGAGGUCACCGUCGGGCGCGAAGUCCGGGGACAGCGACGAGAGCGAGUGCGUCUGCAGCCCUGGCCCGCGCCCGCUCCCGUCUCAGGCUGACCCCCCAGCCAUGCCCGUCCGCGCCUGCGCCGCCUCCCGCCACAGCCCCGUGGAGAACUCCGAGGCUCACAAGGCCCGGAGGAGUCCUGUGGGAGAAAAGCCUCAUACGUGCAAAGAGUGCGGGAAGGCCUUCAAUCAGAACUCGCACCUCAUCCAGCAUCUGCGGGUCCACAGCGGAGAGAAGCCCUUCGAGUGCAAAGAGUGCGGGAAGACGUUCGGGACCAACUCCAGCCUGCGGAGACAUCUGAGGAUCCACGCCGGGGAGAAGCCCUUCGCCUGCAGUGAGUGUGGCAAGGCCUUCAUCCAGAGCUCACACCUUAUCCACCAUCACAGGAUCCACACCGGGGAGCGGCCGUACAAGUGUGAGGAGUGUGGCAAGGCCUUCAGCCAGAACUCGGCGCUCAUUCUGCACCAGAGGAUCCACACCGGCGAGAAGCCGUACGAGUGCAACGAGUGCGGGAAGGCCUUCCGGGUCAGCUCGCAGCUCAUCCAGCACCAGCGCAUCCACACGGAGGAGCGGUACCACGGGUGCAGCGAGUGCGGCAAAGCCUUCAAGCACAGCUCGGGCCUCAUCCGGCACCAGAAAAUCCACACCGGAGAGAAGCCCUAUCUGUGUAACGAGUGCGGGAAGGGCUUCGGCCAGAGCUCGGAGCUGAUCCGCCACCAGAGAAUCCACACGGGGGACAAGCCGUACGAGUGCAGCGAGUGCGGGAAGACGUUUGGCCAGAACUCGGAGAUCAUCAGACACAUUCGAAUUCACACCGGCGAGAAGCCCUACGUGUGCAAGGAGUGUGGGAAGGCCUUCCGGGGGAACUCGGAGCUUCUGAGGCAUGAGAGGAUCCACACCGGCGAGAAGCCCUACGAGUGCUUUGAGUGUGGGAAGGCCUUCAGGCGGACCUCCCACCUCACGGUGCACCAGAGGAUUCACACGGGGGAGAAGCCUCACCAGUGCAACGAGUGCGCAAGAACCUUCUGGGACAGCUCAGAGCUGCUUCUCCACCAGAAGAUUCACGUUGGGGAGAAGCCGUACGAGUGCACCGAGUGCGAGAAAGCCUUCGGCCAGCAUUCCCAGCUUGUUCUCCACCAGAGGACGCACACGGGCGAGAAGCCCUAUGAGUGCCAGCAGUGCCGGAAGACCUUUAGCAGGAGCUCCCACCUGCUCCGACACCAGAGCGUCCACUGCGCGGAGUGAUUGCCCUGGACGUGCCCCAGCCCGACCUGCCGCGCCCA
Molecule: messenger RNA, 2591 nt
Organism: Zalophus californianus (California sea lion)
Lineage: Eukaryota; Metazoa; Chordata; Mammalia; Carnivora; Otariidae
Gene: ZFP3
Product: ZFP3 zinc finger protein
Exons: 2
Coding region: 1042-2553 (503 amino acids)
Biological process (GO): negative regulation of transcription by RNA polymerase II
Molecular function (GO): DNA-binding transcription repressor activity, RNA polymerase II-specific
Source: RefSeq, a predicted model, not a curated record